UUUCUAUCGCCUACUUUCCUACAAUAACAAUUUCAAUUCUUGACGCAUCUGCACCUACGCCCACAACAGCACAAGCUCCAAAUAAUAUUCUUCCUAAUAAAGUAACUUCUACAUCAAUUCAUUAG
Messenger RNA from Ambispora gerdemannii, 125 nucleotides. Lineage: Eukaryota; Fungi; Glomeromycota; Glomeromycetes; Archaeosporales; Ambisporaceae. The record is from the annotation of a GenBank genome assembly.